UUCAUGUCCUUUUGUGUGGAAAUUAAGAUGCCAACGAGAAUAGAAGCAGCUGUAACCAACCACAAGCUUUUGGAGAUUGAGCAUUCUUCAGAUGUUUUGGACUUACUCAUAAUUAAACUUUCAUAUUUUGACUCAGCACACACUAUUGAAUCACUCAGAGCUUUAAUGUAUCACAAAAACAGUUAUUUCUUUUCUUAAUAUUUAAACAUUUACAUAGAUAGCAGCAUUACACAGUGAUUUUGUCAUUAUCAACAGCUGACAAUGUGCCAUGAUAUAUUUUGUACAACAGGAAUUUGAGGAUGCGAAUAUUGUGUGGCUGUUUAAUUGUCAGUAUUAAUUCGUCCAUAUACUUGUCACUUAGUUUGUUCUGUUGUGCAUUCUUUCAGGGUUGAAUUGUUAAUUUUGAAAAUUCUUGUUUUGCUAACGUUGACAUAUUUUAUGCUGUACAUGCUUUGACAGUCUUGACUAAAUUUUGAUGUUAUAACGGCAGCAAAUAUACUCAGAGAGAUAUCAACAUUCCAAAGACUAAUUCUUAAAUCAACAUUUUAUAUAAAUAUGCUCAUUGAAAUGCUUGCUCAAGGAUUGUGUGAAUGAAUUCAUAAUGAAGAAAAGUUUGGUUGUAUUUUGUUUAUUAUGUUUGAUUUUGAGUGUAUUUUGUAAAACAAGAACCAGGUUCUUCCAAAAUGGAAUAAAAACUACAUGUCUGGGGAUUGUUUGUCCAAAAGAUUUCAUAUUUGAACCGUGUACACUUGGUGAUGGCAAGAAUGAUAAGUGCGUUGAAUGUCCACCAGAAAGGCCAAUCUCAGUAGCCAAAUUUGAUUCAGCAUUUUUUUAUGAACCACCUGAUGUUUGUAAAAAUCCUAGUGAAGAAUGUGUCUGUGCUGCUGAAUCCAAACUUAUAAAUCAAAGAGAAUGUUUAAAUAACCUAAAUCCAGAAUGUCAGUGUGAUGUAUCAAGAGGUUACUUUGGUAGUGAUCCAAAGCUGUGUAAAUUGUCAGAAAAUCCUUGCUCUUUCCCUGGGUUUGAACUUGCAUUGAAUGGUAGUUGUUUACAGUGUGCAGAUCAGUUUUACAAAGAACAGAUUGGACAUGGGAAAUGUAAAAAACAGUCAAAAUGUCAACAUCCAUAUGUUGUCAAUCAGCCAGGAGAUUUCAGAACAAAGAGGACUUGCAAACUGCAAACAACUGUCACCACACCUUUCCAAAGAAAUAAAACAUCUGUUCCCACUUCUGUCUCAACUACUUCUACUAAAGGAUAUACAAGUAUUCCAUCCGCUUCAAUGACUGUUAAUGAUACAACAACAAACAGUGGUACUGAAGAAGAACCUGUCAUUGGUUUGGAAGUGAUAUUGAUAAUUGGCACUGCUGGAAUCAUAAGUCUUUUAAUCAUGCUAGUGGUAAUAGUUUUGAAAAGAAAAUUGAGGAGGGAAGAUGUCGACGAAGAAAAUCCUGGAAUUUUGAAUCAAUUAAGAAUUAACAUCCCAAACUUGAACCUUACUAAUGAGUCAAAGAAAAUUGAACAUUCAAAUAGUAGUGUUAAAGAAUUGCAAAAGAACAGUGAAGAAAGAGAAAGUUUACUUCCAAAAACAACUUUGAAGUCAAAUGAUUUAGGGGAUAAAGCUGAUUCUAAUGUUCCAAGUGAUGAACCACUUAACACUAUAAGAAUUGGUGAUCAAAAUAUCUUACGAACAAUACAGACUUCAGAACCUGGCAGUAAUUUGAUAGUAGCGGGAAAUAGUGGCAUACCAGAUAUUGGUGCUGAUCAAUUAUCUAGUGAAAGUUGUCAGACCAGUGGGUCUGGUGUGAUAAAUGGGAAAACCAAGAAUGACAGUAGUGAAAUUAUACUGAAGGCCAUACAAAGGCAACUAGAAAACCAAUCAGAUACCUUGAAAAAUGUUGAAUCAGUUGUUACAAAUCUUUUUCCAAAUCAAAUUAUGAGAGAAAGUGCUAAAUCUAAGAAUGCAUCUGUUCAGACAUUUGACAAUGUUGUAGAUAGUUGUGAAGAAUUUAAUAGAACAGGGCAGCUGUCUCAAUCAUCUGAUAAUCUUGCAACACGUGAAAAUGGAAACAACUCAGUAGACACAGAGUUAAAAAAUAUAAUUUUACCGAAGGACACAAAUGUAAAAGCAAUGGAACAAGAGCCUACUUCUAAUGUACCAAUUUUACAUGUAGACUCAAUGUUAUCUGAAGUGAAUGCCAGCUCCUCUGUUUCUGUUUCUGUAUAUCGUCUAUAUUGGCAAUCAUCAGGAGAGGACAGACCUAGUACAGCAUGUGCAGGCAGUAUAGAAUGUUGUGAUGGUCACCAACAUUGUCUGAAGUCUAGAGUAUUGCCUUACUUUGUGACUGGGAAAGUACUUCUGAAAGUUCAACAAACUCUGAAAAAUAUGACAGAUCAUGUCAUGUUUGUACCAUACAGUGAACAUGAUGGUGCGAAGCCUUAUAUUGAUAUCCAAAUGGAACAGUUAUCAAAGAGUUUAGAAAUGCAAAGUCUUUUUGAACCUGACAGCAUCAUUCUAGAUCUGGAGUCAUUUGAGACUAUAAAUUUACAAAGACCGGAGGAACAUUUGUCACAUUGGGUGAAUUCCAUAUCUGUACAGCCUCAUCAGAUGCCAGUGCCACAUGAACAAAACCAAGUAGAUAGUGGAAUAGACAACAACACAAGACACAAUGAAUUGCAGAAUGAAGAGACAUUUAAUAGGCUUUCUCCUGAAAGUUUUGAGGAUGAUGAUUGAAUGUUGAAUAUGAGUAUGGUUUUAUAUGUUCGUUCAAACACUAUUCAAACAUUAUUACUAUUUUAUAACAGUUAUAAGUGUUCUUAAUUACGAAACAAUUCUAUAUUGUUUCUGGACAAAUCAUGUCAGCAUUUAAACAAUACAUUCAAGUAGAUUUAUUUUUACACAGUGAAUAAACAAUUACACGGGUGGUAAUGAAGAGAAGAUUGCAGAAAUGUUCAAGUCUUCUUUUUUUUGUGAAUGAUAAUUAAGUGUGAAACAUGAUAUUUUAAUGACUCAUUCAUAUAUGGCAAUAAAUAAUACUACUUAUAUGCUUAAGCAGAAAUACAACUUAAAUUGUCUAUAAGCUUUAAAAAAAUUGCCUUAUAACCUUUUCCAAAUUGAUCUGUUCAAUGUAUUCUUUAAAUCUUUCCUCCUGAUUCUUGCAUUAUUGACAUUAUUUACAAUUAAGAUCUGAUUAAAGAGAUUCAUUUUUGUAAGAUCUUUUAUGCUUUUUAAAUAAUGAAAUGAAUUUGAAAUAAAAAGACGAGAAUUGUAUUUUCAAAACAAAUUACAUAUAUAUUUUUUGGAUUAAUAUAUAAUCAGGUGUUAUAAUACAGUGUUGCUUUUAUAAAAGUCUAUAUAUUCGUUUCAUGUUUUUUUAAAUAAUAUAUUGGUUUUUAAUAGAAAUAGAUUUACCUAUAGUUUUUAUACAAAGGGGGUAUUUAGGGGUAUUUUUGAUCCAGAGAUUUCAGUAUUCUUAGAUUGAUCUGUAAGGGAUGAAAACAUAUGGUCAGUAUAAUUCAGUUGAUGAAUGUCAAAACAGAAAUAAUAACCUAACAUAGUUAGUCACACUAUACAACUAACCAUUUUGUCAAUUUAGUAUUGCUUCAAGAAAUUUAAAUAAAUCUUCAUCUAGUGACUAUUUAAUGAGAUUUUUCUUUGUAAAAUGUUUCUAGGUUCCAUUUGUAAAUGAAGGUGAUACAUUUUAAUCUCUGCUUAAAGGCUUAAAAAACAGUAAACUUAGUUAUAAGCUUAAAUGUGAAUAUAACAUAAACUGUUUACAAGUUGUAUUAAAAAAAUUGUGUACUCCGCUUUGGUGGAGGUGCCAUGAAGAUUUUAUCCUUUGUAAGUUGUUACGUUAGUACUUUGUUUGUAUGUACGUUUUUACAUCCAUUCUCUGACUAAAGUUUGUUCCAACCAAAUGUAAUGAAACUAAUACACAAUGCAUGUUACAAUCACACAGAGAUCAAAUUUUAAUUUGAGUGGCAUUACUCUCACUGACCUAUGUCCCUUUAUAACUGACAAAAAGAACAAAUGUGCAGAUUCCACAAUCUGACUUUAUCAUGCAUUGUCCAAAAGUUAUGAGACUUGUACACAAUGCUCAUUAUUACCAACAAAGAUCUUUUUUUAAAUUUGGGCAGCAUCACUGUCACCGUUCUUGAUUUAUGUCCCUUUAUGUAAUGAGCAUCUUCUUAAAUUAUUUAGCGUUUAGUUGACAUACAUAUUAAUUCAUAUUAUUUGCUUUUUAGAAAAAUUUACAAAUUUAUUAUAAUCUAUUAUCAUUGCAAUUAAAAAUGUAUUGGGUUUGUUUCUUGUUGAUAUUUAUGUACCAGUACGUGAAAAAUAAUUUUGUUCCCACACUUGCAUAUUAUAGAACAAAUAUUUCUCAUCGCAUAACAUGACUACAUUUUUACAUGGAAGCGAAAUUCAUAUAAUUAACUAAAAAGGGAGUAUACAAAAGUAAUUGAAAAGUAUGAACUAGUCAAAAUGGUAGGAGUUGUAAAGUAUCAUAUAACCUAGCUAGGUUUGUUGUGAAAAUUGUGUUCUCAUAAAGUGCUGAAAUUUGAACCAGAAUAAAAUUUUGCUUGAAUUAUUAACUCUUAUUUUGAACAACUAUGAGAACCAAAAAUAUUUUUGAAAUGGUUUUAAUUCCAGAAGUGACAGUUUAUGUUCAGUCUGUAUCUGGUUUCAAUUUAUUUAAAAAUGUAAUCAAAAUUAAUUUUCUUUGGGCUUUUAUGAAUUGUCAAACUGUUUUUUAUAAUUCUCUUUUAUGUUUAAAUAAAAACAAAAGUAAACUGUUGUCUGUUUUGGUAAACAAUUAUAUUUGAAGCAUUAUAUGACAUUAAUUGAAAGUGUCCUUAAUUUUAAGAUUGUCUUUGAGGAAAUGUAAAUAUAUAGCGAUCGUUAUAUGUACCUCAUUUGAAAUGAGCCUAAUGUGUAAAUAUUGUUUGUAGUUAGUAUAGACUUAUAUAUGUGCAUUGUCAAAUAUCUCAUUGAAAAUGAGACUAAUCAGUCUUCAUUUGUAUUUUUAAAAUGUUUGUUGGAAAAGAACUAGGAUGGUUAAAGUACUUUCUUAUCCAUAGGAAAAUUGAAUAUUGAUAAGGAUUGGAUUGUAUUAGCCCACUAUGUUUUUGUUUUACGAUGGUGUUCAUUAUUGCUCUGAGAUAUUUAUAUUAAGUUUUUCUUUCAUGUCAAAUAUGCACAUUGAAUGACUUCUAACUGUGAAUAAGCAAAACAAAAACUUGAUAACCCAUUUUUUUAGGGCAACUUUCUAUUUAAUAUUUUUAUUUUCACUUCAUUAUAGCUCAAGGUAAAAAUAUUCUUGGCCUGUCUGUCAGUUAAGUUUAUUAAAUUUAUAUAUACAUCUAAUUGAGAUGUGAAUUUGUUGAACGCCAAGGUCACACAUACUUACAAUAGACCAUUUUUGUGACUAAAAAGGCUUUCAAGAAGAUUGCUCAAGAACCUUUGAUUAAAGUGGUCACAUUUAAUGAUUGAAAAGUAUUUUUUUAUGAGGUAGUCCAGUUAUUGGUGAUAUUACAUUAACUGUUCUAGAGUUAUGCCCCUUUAAUGUUAAAUCACUUCAUUUCUGUUUUGUAUCUUCUGUUUUGUAUCUUAUGUUUGCUUCAACCAAAUGUCAUAAAAUUUAUGCAUGAUAUUUUCAGAUCAAGUCACAAUUUUGGGUACUUUUUUGUAAUUUUUACCAUUAUUCAGUUAUGUUCCUUUAUAACUUUAUAUGAUAUAUGCAAGCAGGAGCAUCAUCUGUGUCCCAUACACACAUUGUCAAUUUAUUUAGAAUUGUACCAUGCAUACAGAUUUGAAUACUGAGAAUUAAAACUUCAAACAUGACAAGAAGUACCUAUUUGUCCCUGUGGACCCACGACCCUUGUUUUAAAAAAGUGAUUGAAUCAGUCAAUAUUACAUGUUAGAGAGCACAUAUGAAUUGCAAUGUAUAUUCUGUUAGUUUUACCAUCAUAUUACAGUUACAUUUCUUCCAUUUGUCAAUGUAACUUUCAUAAAUGUUUAUUUUCUUCAAUGAGUUUACCAAAAAUGUUGUCAAGGAAAACAUUGCCAAUUGCCGCAAAAGCAAAGCACUGGUUAUUUUGUUCAGCUAAAUUUAAGUAUUUUCAUAAAUAGUUUGCAUGCAGUAUAUACAAACAAUGCAAAACAAGUGUGUUGAUUAACAAGAUAUGCAGAGCUUUUUUGUAUUACUCUUGCAUUGCUUUCAUAUACUGCAUAGUUGCUUUAUUUUGCAUUGUUGCUUUUAUAUGAAUUGUAAGCAUAUGAAAAAAAUAAAAAGAUUUGUCUUCCAGCUAUUCAAAUAUCAACAAUUGUAUGCAUUGAAUUCUGCUGUAAAUAUUAUGAUAUGAUUUUUUGAAAUAUAUAUACUCCAAAUUAGCUUUUGACACAAAUUUUGUAGUUUAGUGAAUAAAUAUGAAUGUGAAAAUUGUAAGCCAGUAGUUAUAUUCAUUCAAACUUAUAAUUGUACCUAUUAUCAUGUUACUAAAAUUUGCUGUUACAAAAUUUUGGAAAUUAAUGUAUCCCCUCAUGCAAAGCUUUCAUUCCUUGCCCAGUUUGGGCUCUAUUUUUUGGCUUUUUUAGCUUAACUGGCCCAUGAGCUUUUCUCAUCACUUAGCGUCGGUCGUCGUCCGGCGUCCGGCGUCGUUAACUUUUACAAAAAUCUUUUCCUCUGAAACUGCUGGGCCAAAUUUGACCAAACAUUGUCAUAAUCAUCAUUAGGGUUUUUAGUUUAAAAAUUGUGUCCGGUGACCCCCCCAACCAACCAAGAUGGCCGCCAUGGGUAAAAAUAUAACAUAGGGGUAAAAUGCAGUCUUUGGCUUAUAACUCAAAAACCAAAGUAUUUAGAGCAAAUCUGACAUGAAGUAAAAUUGUAUAUCAGGUCAAGAUCUAUCUGCCCUAAAAUGUUCAGCAACAAUGUUCAGCAAAGUAAGAUUUACAAAAAAGUCAACAUGACCGAAAUGGUCAGUUGACCCGUUUAGGAGUUAUUGCCCUUUAUAGUCAAUUUUUAACCAUUUUUCGUAAAUCUUAGUAAUCUUUUACAAAAAACUUCUCCUCUGAAACAACUGGGCCGAAUUAAACCAAACUUGGCCAAAACUAGCAUUGGGGUAUUUAGUUUAAAAAAUGUGUGGCGUGACCCGGCCAACCAACCAAGAUGGCCACCACAGCUAAAAAUAUAACAUAGGGGUAAAAUGCAGUUUUUGGCUUAUAACUCAAAAACCAAAGCAUUGAGAGCAAAUCUGACGGUGUUAAAAUGUUCAUCAGGUCAAGAUCUAUUUGUUCUUAAAUUUUCAGAUGAAUCGGACAACCCGUUGUUGGGUUGCUGCCCCUGAAUUGGUCAUUUUAAGGAAAAUUUGCUGUUCUUGGUUAUUAUCUUGAAUAUUAUUAUAGAUAGAGAUAAACUGUAAAUAGCAAUAAUGUUCAGCAAAGUAAGAUUUACAAAAAAGUCAACAUGAUCGAAAUGGUCAGUUGAACUGUUUAGGAGUUAUUGCCCUUUAUAGUCAAUUUUUAACCAUUUUUCUUAUUCUUAGUAAUCUUUUACAAAAAUCUUCUCCUCUAAAACAACUGGGCCAAAUUAAACCAAACUUGGCCACAACUAUCAUUGGGGUAUCUAGUUUAGGAAAUGUGUGGCGUGACCAGGCCAACCAACAAAGAUGGCCGCCACAGCUAAAAAUAGAACAUAGGGGUAAAAUGCAGUUUUUGGCUUAUAACUCAAAAACCAAAGCAUUGAGAGCAAAUCUGACAUGGUGUUAAAAAGUUUAUCAGGUCAAGAUCUAUCUGCCCUGAAAUUUUCAGAUGAAUCGGACAACCCGUUGUUGGGUUGCUGUCCCUGAAUUGGUAAUUUUAAGGAAAUUUUGCUGUUCUUGGUUAUUAUCUUGAAUAUUAUUAUAGAUAGAGAUAAACUGUAAACAGCAUUAAUGUUCAGCAAAGUAAGAUUUACAAAUAAGUCCACAUGACCGAAAUGGCCAGUUGACCCAUUUAGGAGUUAUUGCCCUUUAUAGUCAAUUUUUAACCAUUCUUCGUAAAUCUUAGUAAUCUUUUACAAAAAUCUUCUCCUCUGAAACUACUGGGCCAAGUUAAUUAUAGAUAGAGAUAAUUGUAAGCAGCUAGAAUGUUCAGUAAAUUAAGAUGUACAAACACAUUACCAUCACCAAAACACAAUUUUGUCAUGAAUCCAUCUGCGUUCUUUGUUUAAUAUUCACAUAAACCAAGGUGAGCGACAGGCUCUUUAGAGCCUCUAUUUUUAUUUUUUUUUUAUAGCUUUUCAUAUUUUUAAAAAGCUUUUGAUCUUCAAAUAUUUUGGCCUUGAGCAGACAAUAAUUGUCAAAAUGCUCAUCCAUUGCAGAAAAAUUGGUACUGCUUAUGACAUUUUAAGUCAUCUCUCCAAAUUUUGCUACUUUUUUCAAAAAUCUUUUUCAGAAUCCUUUUUUUUUUUGUUGUUAUGCUUGCACCUCAGGAAGUCAGAAUUUAGAAGUUUUGAAUUCUUACCUUUAAUUGUGCUUACAAAUAAUGUGAAUCCUGUCAUUUAUUGAAAACAAAAAAUCUUUUAAAUUAUAGCUGAAAACCAAAGAAAGAACUUCUGCUUGUAGAUUUAGAAUGGCAUUAAUUAAGUCUUUACUCCUUGUUUUAUCAUAAACUGUGAUUGUUAGCAUUCCAUAUAUAUAUACAUAUUAAAAUUAAUUGAAAUCUA
This is a messenger RNA of Mytilus trossulus (common blue mussel), 8699 nucleotides long. RefSeq lists its product as uncharacterized. The record is from RefSeq and is a predicted model, not a curated record. Lineage: Eukaryota; Metazoa; Mollusca; Bivalvia; Mytilida; Mytilidae. The coding region runs from base 602 to 2731 and encodes 709 amino acids. The transcript is spliced from 14 exons.